Molecule: messenger RNA, 4488 nt
Organism: Panthera uncia (snow leopard)
Lineage: Eukaryota; Metazoa; Chordata; Mammalia; Carnivora; Felidae
Product: spermatogenesis-associated protein 31A6-like
Exons: 4
Coding region: 135-4352 (1405 amino acids)
Source: RefSeq, a predicted model, not a curated record
GUGGUGCUCUAGCCAGCUCCCCCAUUCUCAGGAACCCUUUGUGACAAGGCUUUAGCUCUGUGAUGCAGGCCUAGAGCUCUGUCCUCAAGUGAACUACCAGUGCUCAGUUGCCUGAGGACAACAGAUUUCCAAAGAUGGAGAAUUUCUUUUCUCUGAGAAGCACUGGUACCUCCUGGCUGAGCUCUGGUCCCACCUCCUGGGUGAUUGAUGCCAUCUUUGCCUUCCUGUGUGGACUGGGGCUCUUCCUUCUGUUACUCCCUUGUUUUCAGAGUAAUCCAUCCUUAUCAUCAGCUAAGAAAUAUAGAAAUAUCAGGAAGCAUCAAGUGGAGCUGAGGAGGAGGAGCAAGAGUAAGAAAAAAAGUGGAGCUUUAAAAGCUUGCAGAAAUUGCCUGAAAGAACUGGAGGGAGCUCGCAGUCUGAUUUCACUUCUGCAAAGCUGCCUGGGGAGGCUCCCUGACAAGGGUGGCUUUCAUCAACUCUUAUGUCAAGACAUCCCUGGUGAGGUGUGCAAAGCAGUGCCUGCUGGAGCCCACCAGCCAUGCAGGGAGCCUAUGGAUGAUGCUGCUCCCACCAUGUUCCUGUUGGCUACCCCAGUUCCUCUGACUCAGCGCCCUCUACUUCUUGGCUCAAUGACCUCUUCAGUUUCUGUUCAUUCCCACUCAUCUCUGAGUGCCUCUUCGCCACCAGAGCCUUUCCUUCCCCUCAACAGCCUUUUGCCCCAGCCACUUGCUCUUUCCCCUCUGCCUCCAUGUCCCCUUAAUUCAGAGGCCUGCCCUCCACCUCUGAGAGCCUCCUCUGCCCCACAACCUCCAGACUCUAUUCUGACUCUUCCUCAAUGUGACUCCUUGGCAUUCCCACCGAGCACCAUUCCACAGAGGUCAUCUCACACCCUUUGGUCAGCUUCUGUUGUUCCAGCCAUCUCAGGCCUUGGCCACUCAAGUUGUCCCAUUUCAGCCUUGUCAUGGUGGCACACUGCUGCCAAAGCCCUGUGCCUCUCAACCUCAUCAAAUUAUGAGUCUCAGCAAGAACACCUUUCCCACCACUCACCAGAGGCCUCAUUCUGGGGAAACCCCACCAACAGACAGGUAGGAGUUGCUAGCCCCUCUUUGCUGAGCUCAGAUAAUCAGAAGCUCCCAGAAAUACAAGUCACAAAGAGAGUCAAGUUCAAGAUUUGGAAAGAAAAAGAAAAAGAUGAAUCCUAUCCAAAACAAAUGAGCCCAGACUACCACCUGAAUUCUUUGGGGAAUAUGUUGAAGUCACUGAGUCCUGAACAGAACACAAGCCUACAACACUUCUGGAGUACAAAAGGAAAACCAGAGCAGCUGCCUGGUCAUCAGAAGCUCUCAUAUCCUAAGGUCUUGGGACACCAUCUACAGCAGAAAUAUAACCAACUUUUCUGGGGUCUCCCCUCUCUACACAGCGAAUCUCUGGUGGCUACUGCCUGGACCUCUGAGGGCUCUUCAUUGCCACAGUCUUCCUCUUUCUUAUUCAAUGGAAUCUCAAGUGCCUGCCCAACUCAAAUGCAGGGUAAACUAUCUCCACUGCUUUCUCAGUCCCAGCCCCCGUCCCAACUGGAGUUCCAAUCUCAACCCUUGGUUUCAUCUGUACCUCAAUUUCAACCACCGUCUCUGGCUCAGAUCCUGACCCAGGAUCAUCGCCAAUCCUCUCUUCCAAUCCUAUCACCUUCGCCACCUCAGAUUGAGGCCUGUGAAGUAUCUUGCCCUACAGCCCAGGAUAAGUCACAAUUUCUCAUCCCACCUGAGAUUCAACAUCCAGAAUGGCCUUUGUUGCAGAAGCAACUAGAAAGUGGGUGGGCUUUAUCCUCUGUAAUCAAAAGAUCUCAAGAAGUCUUUAGUGUCUUCACUUCCAAUCUUCCUGAGGACAGUUGGGCAGUCUCCCUCCUUCCUGAGAACUUUCCAAUCAGUGCUGAACUCCGCAAGCAACUGGAGCAACACCUACAAAAGUGGCUUAUUGAACACCGGUGGGAGCUGCCCCGUAAGAUCCAAGAGUCUCUGGAACUAAGGCAGCUUCAGGGUGAAUUACCAGGGACAUGUCAGGCAAAGGGCAAGCGUGGACCCUCACGUCCCUCUGCAUGUGCAGGUAAAAGCAACAAGGAUACACAGAAAGUGGAGUUCCAGCUAAGCCAGGGCAUGGGCAAGGGCCUGGGGUAUAUUUUGGGGAAGGUCCCAAAAGAUCUCUCCAGGGACUCAGAAAGCUCCCUAAUGGGGUUUCAGGAAGUAAGCUCUGAAGAGUCAGAAUGUGACUUGGGGUUGUCAAUGAGUGACUCAGGGAGCGAUUUGCUAAAGAGCUUAGAUAAGAAUCUAGAAAACAUCCUGAAAGACCAUUUGGGUAGGAAGUUGGGGAAGAUCAGUGGGAGUUUGAUCCCUGUGAGUGUGCACAAAUCCUGGCUUGCAGUCAACCAUGCUUUUCCGAAGUCCAACACUCACAAGGAAAUCAGAAACCUAGGAAUCUUGAAGUGUUGGGGACCAUAUGUGAACACCUCCCACAGGGUUUCCUUCCUCAAUCCAGACAUUCAAGAAGUGCUGGAAGCACAUAUUAUAAGGUUUUGGGUGAGGCACAGGUGGGGUCUACCCCUCAAGGCUCUUAAGCCCAUAAAUCUAUUUAAGUUGAAAAAGGUUCAACCUUUGCCCAUUCUGCAGUUUGCCUUUAACCCCUCAGCCACCUGUGUGUCUGGAACUGCCUCAAUAAUCAAAUUUGCUGAAUCCCUGAGAAGAAGACCUUCUCAGGCAUGUCUGGGAAAGAAAGUUGUAGCAGAAGAGUCAGGUCUCACCCUGGAGAGGCCUCUCCUUGCCCCUUCACCUAUGUAUGGGGAAAUCCAGAGGGCCCUGAUAAGGACCCCAUCUGAUGACAACCAGGGGUCCUCAAAGGCCUCUCUGACUGGACAGGAUAGCAGGCCACCUUCUCAGUCCUUCACACUCAACCUCAUGGGCAGAACUCCGCAGAGUGAUUCUGCAGAAUGGGCUGAGAAGAGCAGCCUAGAGCUGAGUCCCAGUUCAGCAAUGGCUGGGAAUGAGCCAAGAGAGGAGAGUGAGGAUUGGGCCUCACAAGACCCCUGCCAUAGGGUAGCAAUGCUGAAGAUGAACUUAGGACCCCAAUAUCUUAGGUCUAAAAAGGCUAGGGAGGCAGUGGAGGCCAAGCCUCCUACUCUUCAGCCAAGACCCAUCUUGGGAACCAAUGUGCUCACAAAACCCCAAACCAUAAAUGCACAUAUGGGGGGUUUAGAUACCAGUAAAAAACUUUCUAGAAUGUCUGCUAUCCAAGAUCCUGGAGAGUCAUGCCUUAACACAGAGGUUAGUGAAUUUGAGUCCAAAUUGAAGAUAAAGCCAGAGAGCCAGUCUCAAGACUGUCCUACACACGUGAUCCUUGCUGUAGACAACUUGGCUUCUCAGGCACCUCAGUGUUAUCCCCAGACAGUGCCUACUGGAGACAAGAUAGCUUCCCAGAUGCUGUAUGGCUUAAUGGCAAACCAAAAGAGCUGCUUAAGGCAGCAAGAUCCCAUGAACUCUGGACUUCAGGACUCACGGAAGAGCCAGAGCAAGAUGACUGCCUCUACUUAUAAGAGAGAGGACUGUAGGAGGCCCAACUCAGGAAAGAAUAAAGAACGGUUUGAAGAAUUGAGGACCUCUCAAGCUGAAAGUUUGAGUCACCUUUCCUCAGUCAGAGGAAUAGUAGACUCUGUUAGGAACAGAUGCAUACAGUUCCUGCCAGAGAAGAAACAAGGUCCUCCAGAAAACCUUUUCAGAAAAAGGAUGAGGCACUUUUUUCAAUGGAUUUUCCCCAAUAGAAAAGUCAAAGGUCAGAACACUAUGCAAAAAUGUAAGCCAAUAAUAGCCUCUGCCGAGAGCCAAGGACCAGUCAAAAGCAGAUCAAUUAUGGCUAAUGAGACUUCUGAGGCUCAGGCACUCAUGACAGCUGUUGGACAAAUUCUAGAGGAGAAAAUGGCAAUCCACCAUGGACUUCAUGGCACAAAGUUAAAUGAGCACAAACAGGAACUCCAAGCACCAGUAUGUGGGUGUUUCUGCUACCACAGGGUUCCCUUCUACCCAGAGCAUGGGAGAAUGAGUUAUACAGCCCACAAUCACCAAGACACCUCCAAUGGUCAGAGUAGCUCUUUCAAGGAAAGGCAGGUUAAACACCGACAGUCCUUGAAAAGUGUAAGAUUCGAGGAUGAGCAACUGGACCCAAGGCACCUCCCAUCCCUGCCUCCCAAGAAGACUUUGUCUCCAGUCAGUCCCUGCCAGUAUAGGCCAAGGAUGCCAGGUGCCCCAGGCUACCAUCAACACUGUCCACGGCACUGUCUUCUUCAGGCCUCCCUGUUUGGUCGAUCAUAAAAUACUUCUUUAGCCUUUCCUAGUAGGAAAAUAUGUCUUCAAGAAAAAAAUUAGUCCAUGUAAAGAAAGUGUUUUUUUUCUCAUUAGCACAUCCAAAUACCUAAUAUUCCCCAAUAUAUAUGUUUUCCCCCCAAAA